Dicentrarchus labrax (European seabass) is the source of this 4324-nucleotide messenger RNA. RefSeq names its product coiled-coil domain-containing protein 171. The coding region runs from base 113 to 4096 and encodes 1327 amino acids. The transcript has 23 exons. The record is from RefSeq and is a predicted model, not a curated record. NCBI's taxonomy places the organism in Eukaryota, Metazoa, Chordata, Actinopteri, Moronidae.
UUGGUCGGCUAUCCAGCCAAUCAAACGGUAAUGCGGAAGUGACGCAGGGACGCUAAAGAUGGCGUCAUAUUCAAACGGCUCCUGGAUAAAUGUUACUGGUUGUUAAAGGACCAUGCAGACCGAACCAGCGGGGCGGAGGAGACGGCCCGUCCGCCGAGGGCGAGGGGAGAGCGGGCAGGGCGGAGCGGAGCCGCGGGGGAGCUCCGAGGAGGAGGUGGAGGUGGCAAGGUCGAAAGUUAUAAUCAGCGCCAUGCAACAGGAAGAGGAGCAGGCAGGAGGAAGAGGAGGAAGACGGGCGGAAAGGGAGCGAGUGGAAGAGCAGCGAGGGAGGGACAGGAGCCGGGGGGACGGGGGAGGAAGGAGCGGGAGGGAGGCGAGGAGCAGGAGGACGGCGUCGGAAGGAGGCGAGCCGUCGGAGAGGCUGAGGUGGAGAGUCAACCAGCUGGAGAAAGAGAGGCUGGAGCUGACGUCCGGCCACAACCAGGAGCUGUGCAGGCUGCAGGCGGAGCUGACCCGGCUGAGGUCGUCGGUGGAGCGAGGAGAAGCUCAGCGGGUGGAGCUCCAGUACCAGCUGACGGUGAGCCGGAGAGACGCAGACCGGGCCUCCGAGCUCAGCCGGGACAAAGACGCGCUCACAGAGCGUGCGGCGGAGCUCCAGCACGCCGUCCAGGAGCUGCAGAAAGCUCUGGACAUCACCCAGCAGGCCAGGCAGGAGGACCAGCGUGCACUGCGGCAGGAGGUGGAGGAGCGAGACGGGCUGAUUAAGAGCUUGAGCUCGGAGAGCCGCCGACUGCACCGACUCCUCCGGGACCACGAGGAGGCCCUGGAGGAGUCGGAGAGGAGGAUGGCGGAGGUGCAGAGGGAGAGCGAGAAGGAGGCCGAGGUGAACAGACGACAAGCCGACGAGCUGAAGUACCUGACGGAGAGAGAGGAGAGGAGCAGGAGGGAGAAAGAGCUGUCAGAUCAGAGGGUGAAGUCUCUGGAGUCGAGCAUCGAGGCGGAGCGGGCGGCUCACCUGGAGUCUAAAUUCAACUCUGAGAUCGUCCAGCUGCGGGUGCGGGACGUGGAGGCGGCGCUGGCGGUGGAGCGGUCCGGCCACCAGGAGGCGCAGUGCAGCCUGGAGCUGCUGAGAGCUCAGUUCAGGGAGGUGGAGAGAGCUUACAGCCUGGAGAGAGAGAGGAGCAGCAGCACUGAGCGCGCUCAGGAGCGGUUGCAGAAGGAGUACGAGCAGUGUAAGUCUGACCUGAGCGUUGCCUUGGAAACGGAGAGGAAGACGACCUCUGACCUCAAAGAGAGGCUGGAAGGGGAGGAGAGACGGCACGCCAACACACACACACAGCUGGAGCAGGCCACUAAGCGGCGGCGUGACGCAGAGGAAGCGUUUGUGAGCUGCUUGAAACACAUCAGACAAACACUCCAACAACACAACAGCACUCCUCCUCCAGCAAAGCAUGAUGGGAACUGGAGUCCGUCUGCUGUUGAAGUCCUGCAGCUGCUGCAGACGACACUCAACAGCUGGCAGCACAGACUGGAGAGCGCUGACCAACAGCUCCAGGAUCUGCAGUCUGUAUCAGAGAAGCUUCAGGAGGAGAACCAGACUCUCCGACAGCUGAGCUCAGAUCAGAGCAGACAGACGGAGGAGUCCCAGCAGCUGUCCGUCAAACUGGAGGAGGAAGUGACACGCCUUCGCCAGGAGAGCUCCGAUUGGUCGACGCGGAGCAGAGGCCUGCAGGCUGAGCUGGAGAGAGAGAGGGAGGAGAGGGAGAGAGAGAGGGAGGAGAGGGAGCGAGAGAGGGAGGAUAGGGAGCGAGAGAGGGAGGAGAGGGAGAGAGAAAGGGAGGAGAGGGAGAGAGAGAGGGAGGAGAUAACGACAGAAGUCCAGAUGCUAACCAACAACUACCAGAAAGAGUCAAAGGCCUGUCUGUCCUUCCUCUACCGGGUCUACCAGCGCCUGCUGGCCGGCUGUGUCCUCCUUGAUCAGCCCCAGAGCAUCAUGGGUAAUUUCACCUGGCAGGAGCUGUGUGAUGUCAUCAGCGAACAGGUCGACCAGCUGACCUCUGACCUCCGGACGGCCAACGACAAGAUCGCCCACCUGCAGGCUGUGUGUGAGAAGAAGAGCGUGUGCGUCCGCGAGCUGCAGCGCAGUCAGGAGAGCGUGCUGACUCGUCUGGAGGAGAGCGUGAGGAGGAGGGAGGAGGCGUGGAGCAGCCGACACACACACACUGUGACACAGCUGCAGAACGAGCUGCAGGUGUGUCGCUCUCAGUACGACUCCCUCCGCGAUCGCGCCUCCUCUCUGGAGCUCCAAGGCUCCUCACUGACCUCCGACCUCUCCCGGGUCCAGGGCCUCCUCUCUCGAAGCCGCAGGGAGUCGGCCUCCUUCCAGUCGGCGUGCGCCCUGCUGGCCGGGGCGCUGAAACACGCUCACCGCCGGCUGCAGGCGCUCUCCAAACAGAAAACACUCCUGUCCAGGCGGCUGGCGGAGAGGGAGAUGCUGGAGGAGGAGGUGAGGAGGCUGGCUGCUGCUCUGGGAGGGGAGGAAGAUAAGGAAGAGGAGGGAAGAGGAAGGGAGGCAGUGAGAAGGUGGAGGAGGAGCGUGUGCGUGGUGUUGGCGGUGAGGCGGUGGCGUGCACUGACCAAACAGACGACAGUGUUGUUCCGGGUGGAGAGAGGCGGUGGCGAGCCGGCUGUUGGCGUCUGUGGAGGGUCGCCUACGGCAACACAGAAGGGUCACGACGUCCUGAGCACAGAUAAAGACGACGGUGGAGGUCCUGACGGUGUCUGUGCUCGCUGGCUUCGCUCUAAAUGUCUCUCUUCCAUCAUUCUGUCCUCCGUGGUCGACCUGCAGGGGGCGCUAACGCACACUGGCUCCUCCCCUGCAGAUGUGAUGUCAGCCUCUCGUUCCGCUUUGUCCCGCCUCCUGGAUCACCUUCUCGACCAAUCAGAUGCGACGUCUCGCUGCGGGUUGAACGAGGACACGCUGAGCAGCCGGCUGAGACUCGGCCUGAACAAAGUGACGCCUCCACGGCCCAACACGAAGACCCUGGUUUCCACCCUCCAGCAGCACUUCCUGCUCUUCAGCCAACGGCUGCACUCGGCCGAGGUAGAGAGGCGGAGCCUGAGGUUGGAGGUGACCAAUCUGAAGAGAGGACUGCGGCGGGAGAGAGAGGAUACCUGCAGGACGGUCCCGGCAGAGCGGUUCCACAGUGUGUGCGUGGAGCUCCGUCAGGCGCUGAGCAGGGAACAGGAAGCUCAGGCGCUCAUCCAGGAACAGACCGACCAGCUGCACGCACUGCAGCUCCGAGUCAGCACACACACCACCGAGCUGACCGACACACAGCACACGCUGAGCCAGACCGCACAGUCUCUGUCGGAGGCUCGACAGGAGGUGAGUCAGAAGGAGCGCUCGCUGAGGAUUCUGGGUAAGCACCUGUCAGGGGUUCAUAGGCAGAGAAAGCAGCUGGAGGAGAGACUGCAGCGAGUCGAGGACGAGCUGAGGGACGGCAAGAGACGUAAAGAUUGGCUGAUCAAUAACAUAAAGGCAGCAGAGACGAGCUACAAGGAGGUCAGAGAAAGUCUCAUCCAAUCACGUCGGUCCAUGUCAGCUCAGCCCCGCCCCCUGCCGUUACCCAGGGAACACCUGGAGCUGAGUGGAGCAGAGAGCAUCAUGGGAGCUCCUGAGAUGGCAGCGUGCCAGGCUCUUCUCUCCGCUGUCUCUCAGCUCUAUCAGACCUGCAGCUCCAGGAUUGACUGGCUGGAGCAGGAAGUCUCCGCCCACCGCAGUCAUGUGACCGCGCUGCGCAGCGAGCUGCAGGACGUCUGUCUCCGUGACAACCUGCUCUACGUCCCUGUGGCCGAGUUUCCCGAAACCUUUCCGUUCGCUGACGUGGAAACCUCUCGACCUGUUCCGCUCUCUGAUUUGUCAAAAGAGCCGGCAGUCAGUUUAAGCCACGCCCCCUCUACGACAAACCCCGCCUCCUUUCAACCAAAUCCCGCCCCCUCAUCACCCUUCUCCAAACCCUGCAAGGCCAAGACGAAGGAGAAGAAAGUGGUGAGGAGGAACAGAGGAGGGAGGAGACAGACGGACACUUCGUGACACGUAGAAUGUGAAUAUGAACACUUUUAGUUUUCAUCGUGGAAACUCUUCAACACAGUCGUGAAAAGACGUCAUCAGAAAACGUCGAGACAAUCAGACACACAGCUGGUUGGUGACAACUGAAGGCCAUAUGGCCGUCAGUCUGUGUGUGUUUGUGUGUGAAGCAGAGCAGCAGCUGUUGCUGUAUGUGUCGAUAUUAACCUUCAAUAAAAUAUUUCUGCUCUUGAA